UUCUUUACAAAUGUAGAAGUCUUUUAAGAUGCUAGUAGUAAACCGGUAUAGAUUAUGAUUUGGCGCGUUAUUCGAUCACCACCAAUGAAGUUGGCACGCGCGAUUUACCCAGAUUGCAUCUUGAAGUUGACCCCGAGUUCCCUAAGUCCAAGAUGGCUACUAUGACAGAUUCGUCGGGCUGUCAAUCGAGUUUGGGAUACGCCUAAAUUUUUCGAUCCUAGCAUCUACUUUUCUAAACAUUAUCUUACGAUGAUGCUCGUAAGUUUGCACGUUACUAUGAAGACUGUAGAAUGAUCGAUAGAUGAAUGAUUACCUCGGACAGGCAUCUCGUCCUAAUUAUACAUAUAAGAUUGCAAGACCUAAUAUAUUCAUGAAUUAUAAACUAUAAAUGAAAGAUGGAGGCGAUUGUAGAAUAUAAUUAUAUAGCUAGAGAACCUGACGAAUUAACUCUCAGAAAGGGAGAUAUAAUUAGAGAAAUAAAAGUGAUGUUGGGUGGUUGGUGGGAAGGUACUUUAAGAGAUAAGCGUGGCAUGUUUCCUGAUAAUUUUGUAAAGGUAUUGGAUCCAUCUCCGACAAGUGGAGCGAGCACAACUGAAGCUGUUAGUAGUACAAAACCAGAAGAAGUUACUUUGCGUAACGGGGGAUCUGGAAGGAGGUGGUGUAAAGUUCUAUACAGUUAUGAACCUUGUAACGAAGAUGAAUUAACUCUUGUACCUCAAGAUUCCAUAGAAUUCUUGGGUGAAGUAGAAGAAGGAUGGUGGAGAGGUAGACUUAGAGGGAGAGUUGGUGUCUUCCCUUCGAAUUUUGUUCAUCUAAGUUAUGAAGAAGAAGAUAAGCACAAGAAAGAUAAGAAAGAAUACUGUAGAGUUCUCUACGCAUACGAAGCAGCUAAUGAAGAUGAAUUAACAUUGGUUGAAGGAGAAAUAAUUGCGUUGCUAUCCAGAGAUGCACCGGAUAAAGGUUGGUGGAAAGGAGAAUUAAGAGGACAAAUAGGAUUAUUUCCUGAUAAUUUUGUUGAAGUUAUUGGGGUUAAGAAUGAUCAUCAAGAUCAAGAACAGUGGCACGAACCGGGUCAAUUGACUUCUAAAUCUGUUGCGAAACAUUCUCAUCAAUUAAAAAAAAGUGAGAAGGCACAUGCUAGGAAAAGUUUAGAUGCUAAAAAUUUACGUACAGAUCAUUUUAGUAACGUGGAGACUACUAAAAAAAUGAUAUCAUCAUCUUCUACAUCUUCGACUUUAGCUUUGUCUAAUGUUGGAGGAGGAGGAGGAAGUAGCGGAGGAGGAAGUGGAGAGAAGAAACCAAUAGGCAAUCCUUCACUUAUUUCUAAUUUGAAACAUUUUAUAAGUGAUACUGGAAGUAAUAAUGGCAAUGGAAAUCCAAGCAUAGCACUAGGAGAAGAAUUAGAUGGAGUGGAAAGAGGCGAAGGAGCACCACUUUCGCAUUUAACAGCUUCACGUGCAAAAGCACCCCGACGUCGUUUGCCUUCCUCUCAACAUUUACGACAUCAUACUACUGGAACUACAACAACAGCAACCACGAUACUUAAUACAACAAUAAACCCCACUAUGGACGAUAAUUUAUCGAACGGAAAUACUGAAGAAACAGACUCGUUAAGGGAAGAUGAAGGUGAGAAACUGUCAGCAAAAGCAAGAAAGAAGGCACCUUGGGUAGAAGAAUUAAAAAUGAAUCAAUUAGAAAGGAGAAAAGUUGGAUCGGAAAAAUUGGACCGUGUUGAUAAACCGGAAAUUAAAAAAGAAAGCACUUUCUCACGAUUAAUGAUAUCAUUUAGAAAUAUUGAUGCUGCUGUUAAACAAGAACCAGAGUGUGAAGAUAAACAAAAAGAAAAGGAAAGAAAGUCAGAUACAACGGAUCAUGGAACUGUAACAACACCUGGAACUUUGGCCUUUGUUCCGUACCAUCUUUAUAGUCAACUACUAGAAAGGGUUGCCAUGCUGGAAGAAAAACAGGCACUAUUGCAGCAAACGGUACAACAACUUUCAGAGCAGCUUGUACCAUUUAUGGCAAAUGCCUCAAUCAAUAACAAAGUUUGAAGCAUUUAAAUAUUUAAAAAUUAAUGCGUAUUUCCUGAAACGUAUUUUUAUAAUUAUAAUAUUUUGUUUUUAAUUUAUAAUAUUUUGUUAUUUGUCAUAAUAUUGCAAAUAACGAAGUACUAAUACUACUAAUAGCAUAAUUAUUACUAGUACUAUUAUCGUGGUUGUUAUAUAUUUAUUGAUUUUGGUGGUGUCAUUUUUUUCGUUUGCUCCACCAAUGCAGUAACAGUAUUUGCCUAUUUCUGGCUAUAAAUGCGACAUUCCGUAUAAGAUUUUUUAACCGUAAAUAAUCAUUGUUUUUUUUUUUCUUUGUAUAAUUUGAUAUUUCAUGUGAUCUCACAACAUCCGCCAGAUUGAUUUUUUUUUACCUUUUUGUUUUUAUUUUGUCGAUACUUUUUUUUCUUAUAAUUGUGAUGUUUUAAAUAUAUUAGUAACAUAUUUUUGCUAGCAGAAAAAAACUUUUAUUGUUAUAAAGAUAUACCAAAAAUUGUCUCGUUAUAGCAAUUGAAGUUUUAGCUAUCAAAGAAGAAAAAACUAAAGUACUUAAAACAGUCGUUUAAUUAAACACAAUGUGAUUUUUUGUCCAUCUAAUAGAUGCCUCGCAAUAUUCAUAUGAUAAUAAUAAUUCA
This is a messenger RNA of Polistes dominula (European paper wasp), 2680 nucleotides long. Its product is annotated as CIN85 and CD2AP related. Gene Ontology annotation, molecular function: protein binding. NCBI's taxonomy places the organism in Eukaryota, Metazoa, Arthropoda, Insecta, Hymenoptera, Vespidae. Gene Ontology annotation, biological process: actin filament organization; cell migration. The record is from RefSeq and is a predicted model, not a curated record.